AUACAAAACCUAAAAUCCCCAAACCACUAUUCAGUCGUCUUCCUCAACUUGAAUUCUUGAUUCCUUCCUUAAACCUAUAUUCCGAUGGCCGGAAAAGGUACCGGAGUGAAGUCAGCAUACGUCGCCGUUUGGGUCCUCCUCUCUUUCCUCGUGCUCUGCCAGCGUUACUUCUACGACGCCUCCGCUCCCGUCUUCGGCGUCGCUCCGUCGCGAAGGGCGGGGUUCAGGGCCAGUAAUAUCAUCAAAGAAUACGUGGCCGGAGAUCCUCCUCGCGCGGGCCCGCUCGUGAUCCCUUCUUCUGCCGCCGCCGCGCCUCGCUUCCCGGCGGUCUCUGUUUUGGUGCCGGAGUGGCAGGUCUUUGUGAUGGCGGAAUCUUCUCCUCUGGCUGUGGAGGUGGACGAUCCUUACGUGUGUCUAUUCGAGAACGGAGCCACGUCGCCGGCCGUUUUCACCGGUGUUUUGCCGUCGUCUAGUCGGGCUCUGCUGGUGUGCGAUUUGCCCGAACGUUUUCGCCGGUGGAAGAAGAUUAAGCAGCCAGUUUUGACCCGGUCGUCGUCCCUGGUCAAUUUAACGUCAGAUGCCACUGAUUCGCAGCCGCCGCUUCUCCGGUGGAACUACCUCGUCUACGACUCUCUCACGACGGAGGCCGACGUCGUUUUGUUCGUCAAGGGCGUCAACAACCGGCAAGGGACCAACCGGGACCCGUCUGAGUUCCGGUGCAUGUUUUUCACCGCCCAAGAUCCGACAGCCGCCGUCAGAACAGAGGUCACCAGCGCCGUACAAGAAGUCUUCCGCUGCAAGCGCCCCGAAUCCCUUGCCGCCGGAGAAAAACAGAGCAUCAUCGUCUCCCUGGAAAUCCUCAGACCCACUCCAGCAAUCGUCCCCUCGGUGGCCUUCUACAGCCCUCCGCGCCACCUCGCCGCCCCCGGCGGCCGGAAACACACCGUCUGCGCCUCCACCAUGGUUUUCAACGUCGCAAAGAAUCUGAAAGAGUGGGUUCUCUACCAUUCAAGAAUCGGAGUCGAAAAAUUCGUUCUUUACGACAACAACAGCGAGGAUGAACUCCAAGAAACCGUCGGAAACCUCGUACGACAAGGAUUCGACGUCACCACUUAUUUCUGGCCGUGGCCGAAAACCCAAGAGUCCGGCUUCUCCCACAGCGCCAUCUACGCCAACAGUUCGUGCUCCUGGAUGCUAUAUGCCGAUGUGGAUGAGUUCUUUUACUCCGACUCCUGGACCGACCAUGAAAUUUCUCAGCCCUUACAGUCUAUGUUUCCGGUAGAUGCUGACGUGGCGCAGCUGAGCUUCCCUUGUUUUGAGUUCGGACCGUCCGGGAAGAAGACGCACCCGCCGGAGGGGGUGACCCAAGGCUACAACUGUCGUCUCCGGCGGGAAAACCGGCACAAAUCCGCGGUGCUUCUGGACGCGGUCGACCGUUCCCUGCGCAACGUCAUCCACCACUUCAUCAUGAUGCCCGGGUACAGAACGGAGAGGCAGGGUAAUAUAGUCAUCAACCACUACAAGUACCAGGCCUGGCCUGAGUUCAGGGCAAAGUUCAGGCGGCGGGUCUCGGCUUACGUCAUGGACUGGACCAAGCGGGUGAACCCGAACUCAAAUGACCGGGCUCCCGGUCUUGGGUACCAGGCAGUCGAGCCCCCGGAUUGGCCCAAGAUGUUUUGCGAAGUUUACGACAAUGGGUUGAAAUCGUUGGCCCGGAGAUGGGUCGUCAUUGAGUCUCCCGACGGUUUCAGGCUGGCUUGGCAGAGUUGAUGUUCCUUCAUGUUCCCUGCAUCUGCUCUCAGUUGCCUCAGCUUCAUCUUGGGUUUUCUCUUGCCAAAGCCUAUCAAGAAUCAUCUUCUGCUUCAUUGAACACCAUACCAUCUUCAGGAAAGAAUGAGCUUAUUUGGAUGUAUCAGGGAGUCCCUUUUCCUCUUAAUGCAUUUCUCCCAAAUCUGCUUGUGUGAUGAUUGUGUGUUUUCAAAGCCCCCUUUCCCUUGAGCAUUUUUGCAUUGCUUAUUCAAAUUAUUCUUUGCAUAUUAGUUGAAGUUUACUUGGCAUUAAUCUCUGCACUUUAGGCAGUUUUUGUGUGUGUGUGUAUGAAUCAUGAUAGUUGCUUUUAUCUGCAAUAUUCAAAAAUGUCUGCAAGAUUUACAUCAGUUUGUUAAUUAUUUUUCUUGGCCCGAAAUUUCGAAAAUUUAGCUUGGGUUUUUAACAAAAAUAGGCCAAUUUUUAAAUUUUUAGAGUUUUGUUCAACUGUGCAAUCAUUCUAGCUGUCUAAUUUUUAAGUGUAAAAUCAAAUAGGGUGCUCCUUGGUUAAGAUUUUUUCUCCCUUGUUUAGUAAUGUAGCCAAUCCAUGGUCCAAAUAAAAAUUCAUUUGCUACUGUUCCUCUGCCUCUGUUAAGAACACAACCUUUUCCUUGAGAACCCAAAAAGAGACACCCUAGCUUAGUAAACAUUGGAACUACUU
Cuscuta campestris is the source of this 2467-nucleotide messenger RNA. The record is from the annotation of a GenBank genome assembly. Lineage: Eukaryota; Viridiplantae; Streptophyta; Magnoliopsida; Solanales; Convolvulaceae.